Rhinolophus ferrumequinum (greater horseshoe bat) is the source of this 1006-nucleotide messenger RNA. It is a transcript of the gene PLET1, whose product is annotated as placenta expressed transcript 1. Gene Ontology annotation, biological process: negative regulation of cell-matrix adhesion; wound healing, spreading of epidermal cells; positive regulation of cell migration. NCBI's taxonomy places the organism in Eukaryota, Metazoa, Chordata, Mammalia, Chiroptera, Rhinolophidae. The record is from RefSeq and is a predicted model, not a curated record. The transcript is spliced from 4 exons. Gene Ontology annotation, cellular component: apical plasma membrane; external side of plasma membrane. The coding region runs from base 64 to 708 and encodes 214 amino acids.
ACAGGUGAGGCAGGUAGGUCUUAGCCAGUUCCAGGCCCCGCAAUUUCCAAACAGAUCAAGGCCAUGGCCAUCCUCGGUUCCACGCUGCUGCCGCUGGGGCUGUUUCCGUGUCUCGUAAUGCUGUUUAUUUCUGCCAGCUCUGCAAAUGACAGUGACAGCUGCCUGCUCUUCAUUCAGAUCGUCCCCACCACUGCUCCAGGCAUCAAGGCUAAUCCAGAUGUCUAUGAAAGCGACACAUUCUACACAAUAUCAGUUCCUGUGAAUAACAAUGUCAGCUCUGUAGUCCUGCGAGCAGUGGACAUGAACAACAACUCAUUAGGCGUAUGGCACAACGCAGACCGGGAUUGCAACAGCAGCAGCUUGUAUCACAUGAAGGACUCACACAGCACACUCCUCAGGGCCUACUGGGAAUCUCCUCAUUCCGCGAACGUAACUGCAGUCAAGAUACAAGCCUUCACUAUCAGUUUCCACAGAAUGGCUACAUUUUCUUCUCUGACACUGAAAAAACGAGCAAUGACCACAACGUCACCCUUCACGAUCUCCACGACCAGGCCACCCAAUACCCGUGUCCUACCCACAACCCGAAUCCUAAACCCAACCUCAACCCUAACCACAAGCAGCAGCGUGGCCAGCGGGAUCUUCCUCAGCCCCAUCGCAGAUGCCCUUCAGAUCCUGCUCGUCUUUCUCACCAGCAAACUCCUCUUCUAGAAGGAAGCUAGGGGAACAAUUGUUCCUGCCUCCGCUGCCCCCUCCUACGUUCUAUUCCACGCCAGUGCUCCAACAUGUGUGUAAAUGAAGGCUUUUUGUUCUCAAAUGUACAACUCUACUGCCACUGCUUUGGACCAAAAAGGAGACUUGGUUGAGGGUAGCCAGUCCACUCACUGGUGAACUUGGGGCACACAGAUAUUCAAGUGGAUCUUUCAGGACACAAAUUAGGCUUUUUGUAAUUGCUGAGAACUGGUCUGGUGUAGCCUGGAAUUCUGGCUCUAGGUUUAUGUUGACAGCC